AUGUCGAUGCCACCUCCUCCAGUCCCCGGGCCCCUGCCGCACGCCCUUGCCGGGGAGGAAGACCCGCUGCCGCCUCAGACAAUCGAGGUGCCUAUCACCGAGGCCCGCACUCUGUUCAACUCGUUUUCAAGCUUUCUCACCGUCUCCAUUCAUACCAUCCUCUACUACCGCAGCAUAUACCCCAAGCAAACUUUUCUCUCUGCCAAGGCGUUCAACCUCCCGGUGCACCAGUCUCGCCAUCCCAAAGUAUGCUCCUGGAUCAACGAUGCCGUAGAUGCAGUCAUGGCCCAGGCUGCCAAGGGGAGCGUCGAGCGAGUGGCUGUGGUUAUCCAUGCCCCACUACAACCAGCGCCUUCCAAGGACUCACCGGAUCAGCAGCUGGCCCCAGGGAGUGUCCUCGAGCGAUGGAUGUUUGAUGUCUCCCGAUUUCCAGCUUGGCCAGGCGGGAUAGAGGCAAUGAGAAAUUUCCGCGGGGAGGAGAGGGGAGUCGACCAUUUACAGGACGACGAGGAGGACGCCGAAGAAGAGGUUGGGAGUGGCGACGACAACCCGGAAGAUGCGGCCCCAGACACGGCUGCCGCCGAUGGUGACCAGGCUGGAGUGGUCAAUUGGACUGAUGUCGACGAGCAAUUGCGUGGUGCAGUGCGUCGCCUUGCCUACGCUGGAGAGACCAUGGAAGCCUUGACGCCAGGCUGUACCUUCACCGUUGCCGUUGAGCUACGAGACGAAGCACGAGCUCCGAUCGGCCACCCUCAACCGUGGAUUCCGUCCCAACCAGAUCUUCAGCUGGGCUCUCGGACGCGGCCCCGGAAAGCUGCCGUUGCCGUUGGUACGAAAACUAUUCCUGUCCGUACAGUCGAGGCCGGGCCGCUGUUCUUCGAAUGUUGGGUCGAAGAAGGCGGGACCAAGGGUACACUCCAAGGCUCGCAAGGACAGUCAUCAGGAUCAUCGUGA
Diaporthe citri is the source of this 954-nucleotide messenger RNA. RefSeq lists its product as uncharacterized. NCBI's taxonomy places the organism in Eukaryota, Fungi, Ascomycota, Sordariomycetes, Diaporthales, Diaporthaceae. The coding region runs from base 1 to 954 and encodes 317 amino acids. Gene Ontology annotation, cellular component: zeta DNA polymerase complex. The transcript has a single exon. The record is from RefSeq and is a predicted model, not a curated record.